AAACAAAAAACAUAUGAAACUCUGUUGACUUGCAACAGUGCAAGUAAUUUUCAUUUCGCUCCCGGCCAAAAGAUCUGCCCACACAAACAACUCCCUCUCUUUCUGUAUUUAAUUCGAGAAAAAUGGUAACAAAUCAUAUACUCACAAAUACAGAUCUGCUGCGUUGAUCGUAUUUUCCACUCAGAUUUUCACAUUAAGAAAACACAGUACUUUUCCCAUUUUUGACCCAACCAGAAAGUGGGGGAGUUCACCUUUGCGAGCUUUAGCUUACUCUCUGAUCUUUUCUUCAAUCUCAUAUGGAAAAGAAGCGUUGUGUUGUUUAAUACUGUCUUUGCUUUUUUAGGUAUAUUGGCUUGUUACCAUAUUGUUCUUGGCUUUCAUAAGCUGUGGGCUUCACCAAAUCAUAAUUGCUACUUCUGCUUUUCUGGGCUGCAUAGCUGUUUUUUUAUCCCUUUUCCCAUUAUACUACAAGAUCAGUGCUUUAUUAAUCAAUUCCUUGUUAAAUACACUUGUGGCUGUUUAUUUGAUUCAUUUGUUAGGAUCCAUUUGGUUUAUUUGCUCAAAUUCGGGCUUCCGUGCGUCUUGCUAUUGAGUUUCUUUCUCAUGUGCUAGAUUGAGUUAAGGAUAUUUCAUUGAUGUGGGUCGGAAGUUGACCUUUACCCCACGCUUUAGGAUCUUGAUUUUUGUCUUUCUGGUUGGUCAUAUUUUGGUGGGUUUUGAAUGAGGUGCAAGAGUAUGCUGUGUGGUGAGAAAUGAGGGUUAGGAUUAUUGAGAAAUGGGGUGUGUUUUUGGGAAAGCGAUUUCAUCUUCUGGGCCACCUAGUGGUGAUAUUGUAGUUGGAAAGGGGAGAGGAAAGGGAGAUGAGAAAGAUUUUUCGGUGCCAUCAGGGAGGAAGGAGAAAGUAGUAGUUGGUUCAGUAAAUAAAGCAGAAGAGCAGUCCGGAGGUGGUGGUGGUCAAACUCAGAAUGGCGGUGAUCAGAAGGAGGAGGACCAGAAGGAUGAAAAUGCACGUCGAGCUAGAGGUGAGAGGAGGAGGUCUAAGCCAAAUCCGAGGCUAAGCAAUCCCCCCAAGCACAUCCACGGUGAGCAAGUGGCCGCUGGAUGGCCUUCUUGGCUCUCUGCUGUGGCAGGAGAGGCAAUCAAUGGAUGGACACCUCGUCGUGCUGAUUCUUUUGAAAAAAUUGAUAAGAUUGGACAAGGCACUUAUAGUAAUGUUUAUAAAGCUAGAGAUGCCAUAACAGGGAAGAUUGUUGCAUUAAAGAAGGUUAGAUUCGAUAAUUUGGAGCCCGAGAGUGUGAGAUUUAUGGCUAGGGAGAUUUUGAUUUUGCGCCGCUUGGAUCAUCCUAAUGUCGUGAAAUUGCAAGGAUUAGUGACAUCAAGGAUGUCGUGUAGUUUGUAUCUGGUGUUCGAUUACAUGGAGCAUGAUUUGGCUGGACUUGCUUCGAGCCCUGGGAUCAAGUUUACAGAGCCUCAGGUUAAAUGCUACGUGCAUCAGCUUUUAUCUGGCCUCGAACACUGCCACAACCGCCAUGUUCUGCAUCGUGAUAUUAAGGGGUCAAAUCUCCUUAUUGAUGAUGGAGGAGUUCUUAAGAUUGCUGAUUUUGGAUUGGCUUCCACCUUUGACCCUAAUAAUAAACAGCCAAUGACUAGUCGUGUAGUUACUCUUUGGUAUAGGCCACCAGAGCUGCUUCUUGGUGCCACUGACUAUGGUGUUGGUGUGGACUUGUGGAGUGCCGGGUGCAUUUUAGCUGAGCUAUUUGCUGGGAAGCCCAUCAUGACUGGCCGGACAGAGGUGGAACAACUGCACAGAAUUUUCAAGUUAUGCGGUUCUCCAUCUGAAGAAUACUGGAAGAAGUCAAAGCUUCCUCAUGCAACCAUAUUCAAGCCGCAACAGGCAUAUAAAAGAUGCAUAAAGGAGACAUUUAAAGAUUUCCCGCCAUCUUCAUUGCCUUUAAUUGACACUCUACUUGCAAUUGAUCCAAGUGAGCGUCAGACUGCGACAGCUGCAUUAAAAAGUGAAUUCUUCACAACCAAGCCUUAUGCAUGUGACCCUUCCAGCCUUCCAAAGUACCCACCAAGCAAGGAGAUGGAUGCUAAGCGCCGUGAUGAAGAAGCUCGAAGGUUAAGAGCUGCUGGUAAAGCUCAAGCUGAUGGCGUGAAGAAAACUCGAACGCGUGAAAGGGGGAUGCGAGCAAUGCCUGCACCUGAAGCUAACGCUGAGCUACAAGCCAAUAUCGAUAGACGGCGUCUAAUUACCCACGCAAACGCAAAGAGCAAAAGCGAGAAGUUUCCCCCUCCACACCAGGACGGCGGACUUGGUUAUCCUCUGGGAUCGUCCCACCACAUGGACCCAACCUUUGAUCCUCCAGAAGUGCCGUUCAGUUCCAUGAAUUUCUCCUACUCCAAAGAUCCAAUGCAAACUUGGUCGGGGCCGUUGGUGGAUCCUGGUGCUGUUGGUGCUCCAAAAAGAAAAUCAAAACCAUCGAAGAAGGAUUACCGGAAAGACAAGAAUUAUAGUCGGAAUAAGGAUAAAGAUGACAUGUAAUAUAGCAUAACCCCAUUAUACAAAUGCCAGAUCAACAGACGCAGAUUGUGUGUGUGUGUUGUAUCUGUACCGGGAAACUAUCCAAGUGUUUAAGAGGUAAAGUAUGUUUUGAGUCUCACAUUUCUUGUUUCUACCAUUCUUAUGUGAUGUUGAGAAUGUUUUAUGUAUUGGUAAUAUUGAAAUUCUUUGUUCCAUUGACUAUGUGUAAUAUGUGUUACUGAAUUGAAUUACACACUGCCAACAGUGCAGUUGUGAAUGUGGAGACCAAUUUUGUUGGUUAUGGUGA
Messenger RNA from Sesamum indicum (sesame), 2831 nucleotides. Its product is annotated as putative serine/threonine-protein kinase At1g54610. Gene Ontology annotation, biological process: positive regulation of transcription elongation by RNA polymerase II; protein phosphorylation. Gene Ontology annotation, cellular component: cyclin-dependent protein kinase holoenzyme complex; nucleus. Gene Ontology annotation, molecular function: ATP binding; RNA polymerase II CTD heptapeptide repeat kinase activity. NCBI's taxonomy places the organism in Eukaryota, Viridiplantae, Streptophyta, Magnoliopsida, Lamiales, Pedaliaceae. The record is from RefSeq and is a predicted model, not a curated record.